Molecule: messenger RNA, 3395 nt
Organism: Astyanax mexicanus (Mexican tetra)
Lineage: Eukaryota; Metazoa; Chordata; Actinopteri; Characiformes; Acestrorhamphidae
Gene: cnga3a
Product: cyclic nucleotide gated channel subunit alpha 3a
Exons: 9
Coding region: 349-2613 (754 amino acids)
Biological process (GO): monoatomic cation transmembrane transport
Cellular component (GO): plasma membrane; intracellular cyclic nucleotide activated cation channel complex
Molecular function (GO): intracellularly cGMP-activated cation channel activity; cGMP binding; protein-containing complex binding
Source: RefSeq, a predicted model, not a curated record
UUACCUCAGAUCAGCGCUCAGUCUGAGAGAAGUCUGCGUGAGGAGUAGUGGAUGCAGUAAUACCUGAAGCUGGGAAUGCGGUGAUGGAUUAAUAUGACCCGGUUUCACACAGGAAAAAGUGGAUUAUGGCUCAAAAAACGCAUCGUGGAAUUUGCUUCUCCAGAAUGGGAUUUUACCGAGUCACAUUGAGAGGAACUUGAGGAUUAAGAGGUGUUCAGACCUGGAGGAGAAUCAGCACAGUUUAAUCUGUCCAUGAAGUAAAUAAGAAACUUUUGUUGUCUCACUGAAGCCUCGCUGUGUUUUAGCAGGAGCUGCAUGUCCUGGCAGCAGUGAGCUUUAACAGUGAGAAUGGCGAAAAUCUGCACUGCAGAGUCGUACCCGUCCCGUCACAGGGUAUCAGUUCGAGCCUCAGACGAUGAAGUGGACCAAACUGAUUACGGUGACAACAGGGCACCGUCCAUAUGUGACGACACUGCCUCUGAAAUGCAGGGGGUCAAUUCCACAGCAACAAGUCAGCAGCUGCAGGAGUCUCGGAGAAGCUCGUUUACAGGUGCUGGGGCCAUGGCCAGGCUCUCCCAUUUCCUGUUCAUGCUGCGGAACUGGGCAACACAUAGGCUGCAGCGUGAGGUCGAGCGGCCCGACUCCUUCCUGGAGCGAUUCCGUGGGCCUGAGCUCAAAGACAUUUCCAGCCGGGGCAGCUAUGCCCGCUCCUCCAUAGGGCACCCUGACAGACCUCAUAAGAGGAAAAAAAGCAGUCAGUGGCCUCUAGCAGUGUACAAUAUGAACAACUGCAACAACACAGACGACAAAAAAGAGGACAAAGCGAAAGAUGAGAAAAAAGAGGAGGAGAAAAAAGAUGGAGACAAGAAAGAUGAGAAGAAGGAUGAAAAUAAAGAUGAGAAAAAAGAUGAAAAGAAGGACGAUAAAAAGGACGAAAAGAAGGAUGAUAAGAAGGACGAUAAGAAGGAUAAAAAGGAUGAUAAAAAGAAAGAAGAGCCUCCGAAAGAGGUCUGGAUCAUGGACCCAGCCACAGACAAGUAUUACCAUUGGCUCACAAUAAUAGCAGCACCAGUGUUUUACAACCUGAUGAUGAUCGUAACGAGGGCCUGUUUCAAUGAGCUACAGAACACCUACACAAUCCUGUGGAUCAUCCUGGACUACACUUCAGAUGUAAUCUACUACACAGACACAUUUGUAAGAUCAAGAACAGGGUUCUUGGAGCAAGGCCUGCUGGUUAAGGACGGCACGAAGCUAAUGGGGCACUAUAGGCAAACCUCGCAGUUCAAAUAUGACAUGUUGUCAAUGAUUCCCACUGAUUUUUUAAUGCUGAAGGUGGGAUACAACAACCCGGAACUGAGGUUCAAUCGUCUGUUUAAAAUGGCGCGCCUCUUCGAGUUCUUUGACCGCACAGAGACCAGAACAAACUACCCCAACAUCUUCCGUAUCAGCAACCUCGUACUUUACAUCUUGAUCAUUAUCCACUGGAACGCCUGCAUCUUCUUUGCGAUUUCCAAAACGAUCGGCUUCGGCACAGACACUUGGGUCUACCCCAACAUUAGCCAUCCUGAAUACGGACGCCUAGCUCGAAAAUACAUCUACUGUUUGUAUUGGUCCACUCUUACACUCACCACUAUUGGAGAAACCCCUCCUCCUGUCAAAGAUGUAGAGUAUCUGUUUGUAGUUGCUGACUUCCUCAUUGGAGUGCUUAUUUUUGCUACUAUUGUCGGUAAUGUCGGUGCCAUGAUCUCCAACAUGAACGCCUCACGUGCUGAGUUCCAAGCCAAGAUUGACUCCAUCAAGCAGUACAUGCAGUUCCGUAAGGUCUCCAAAGAUCUGGAGGCCAGGGUGAUCAAGUGGUUCGAUUACCUCUGGACAGAAAAAAAGACCUGUGACGAGAAGGAGGUGUUGAAGAACCUUCCAGACAAGCUCAAAGCCGAGAUUGCCAUCAACGUCCAUCUGGAUACACUGAAGAAGGUGCGGAUCUUCCAGGAUUGCGAAGCUGGACUGCUGAUCGAGUUGGUGCUCAAACUGCAGCCUCAGGUUUUCAGCCCAGGGGAUUACAUUUGUAAAAAGGGCGACAUCGGAAGAGAAAUGUACAUCAUCAAGGAAGGAAAGCUGGCUGUGGUGGCUGAUGACGGAGUCACUCAGUUUGUGGUGCUCAGUGAUGGAGCAUACUUUGGAGAAAUCAGUAUCCUCGGUAUCAAAGGCAGUAAAGCUGGGAACAGGCGGACAGCCAACAUCCGAAGUGUGGGCUACUCUGACCUUUUCGCCCUCUCUAAAGAUGACCUAAUGGAGGCACUUACAGAGUACCCCGAGGCCAAGAAGGCCCUGGAGGAGAAAGGAAAAGCCAUCUUGAUGAAGGACAACUUGAUCGAUGAAGCCGUGGCCAACGCAGGGGCAGAUCCCAAAGACCUGGAGGAAAAAAUUGUGAAACUGGAGAGCAAUCUAGAUGUCAUGACCACCAAGUUUGGUAGACUCAUGGCAGAGUACACAUCCUACCAAGCCAAGAUCAAGCAAAGGCUUACUAACAUGGAGAGCAAAGUAAAAUCACUUCGGCCAGAAGACCUGUCUGAAGUCGUCGCGGACAAAAAGGAAGAAGAGAAGAAAAAAUAGUUCCAAACUGAUCAAAAUGUGAAUAGAUACAACAUAGACAAUGGGGUAAAGGGUUUUUGUUAAUAUGUACAUACGUUCAAACAUAGGCAGAACACUACUUUUAAACUGUUUCUACACGUUGUUUAUAUGUUUUGAAUAUGUGAGUUUGUACAACUUACCAAAAAUGUUAUGCAUCAUGAAGCAUAAGUGUUUUUUUAAAGAGUAUGGCCCAUUUAAAGUAAGCUCCAGAAAAUGUGCAUAAAGUAUAUCCUUAUAUCACUGUAAACAGGUUUAUUAUUAUAUGCUGUAUCCAUUCUUUUUGUACCUAUGAACAGACUGAGACAGUAUGCUGCAUGACCCAGUUUGUCCACUUAUUUGUCCUUCAGAGUGUGAGAUACUUUGUGGUUCACAAGUUUAAAACAUGUCUUUUUUUAUUUGAUGGGACAAUUUAGAAUUAUUUUCAGAUUUUUUUUUGGCAAGCAUUAAACACUGUCCCUGUUAUUGCAGUGUUUUAUCAAUACAAUAACCAGUUUACCCUGUGUUAUCUGAAAAAAGUGUUGAUUGAAUAUCAUUGAUAUUUUAUUUUAGUGGACUUGUUCUUGCUGUUACUUAAUCAGUGGCAUUGACAGUGUUACUCUUAAAGCAUGCUCUGUCAGCCUGGCUAGAACUUCAUAAUUCCAAAAACUAUUCUUAUUUAUAAUAUUAUUUUUUAAAAAGAUGCCAUGUCCUUAGAAGCAUUACACAUGUAUAGCCUCUAAAUACAAACAUCUUAACAUAUAAUGUAAUAAAAUUUUCUAAAAUAA